CUCUCCCUGGGAUCUCAACCUCAACUCACACAACUCAGCAUCUUACUCUCUCUCUCUCUCUCUGUUUUCUUCAAAAUGCAGAACCUCAAACUGCAUAUACUGCUUUUCCUCUCAAUCUCAACCUGUCAUGUUGUUUUCUCAUUCACAGAUGGGUUGUUGCCAAAUGGGAACUUCGAGCAUGGCCCGAAGGCAUCACAGUUGAAGGGGUCGGUGGUGACAGGGCAUAAUUCCAUUCCGAACUGGAUAAUUUCAGGGUUCGUUGAAUACAUAAAAUCGGGACAAAAACAGGGUGACAUGUUGUUGGUUGUGCCUGAGGGUGACUAUGCAGUUAGGCUUGGCAAUGAAGCUUCGAUUAAGCAGAAGGUGAAGCUGAUCAAGGGAUCGUUCUACUCCAUCACGUUCAGUGCUGCUAGAACAUGUGCACAAGAGGAGAAGCUCAACGUGUCAGUGGCCCCAACCACUGAGAAGAGCGACUGGGGAAUAAUCCCCAUUCAGACUAUGUAUGGUAGCAAUGGUUGGGAGUCUUUCGCCUGUGGCUUCAGAGCAGAUUUCCCAGAAGCUGAAAUUAUCAUCCAUAACCCUGGCAAAGAGGAGGACCCAGCAUGUGGCCCACUCAUUGAUUCCAUUGCCCUCAAGCUUUUGAACAUACCCAAAAGAACCAGAGCCAAUUUGUUGAAAAAUGGAAACUUUGAAGAAGGGCCAUAUGUGUUUCCCAACUCAUCUUGGGGGGCUUUGAUCCCACCCCACAUUGAGGACGCACACAGUCCUUUGCCAGGAUGGAUAGUUGAGUCUCUUAAAGCCGUAAAGUACAUUGAUUCUGACCACUUUUCGGUGCCCGAGGGGAAAAGAGCCAUUGAACUUGUUGCAGGGAAAGAGAGUGCCCUUGCCCAAGUAGUGAUCACCACAAUUGGCAAGGUCUAUGAUCUCACUUUCGCAGUGGGUGAUGCCAACAAUGCAUGUGAAGGUUCCAUGAUGGUAGAGGCAUUUGCUGGCACAAACACUGUCCAAGUUCCCUAUCAAUCCAAGGGCAAAGGAGGGUUCGUCAGAGGCAAGCUAAGGUUCAAGGCCGUCUCAACACGUACUCGUCUUAGGUUCCUAAGCACGUUUUACACCAUGAAGAGUGAUAACUCUGGUUCCCUUUGUGGACCCGUCAUAGACGAUGUAAAAUUGCUUGGUGUUCGUUAUCCCACACGUGCUUGAUGACACCUAAUACGAUCCAAACACAUGUGCUUGAUUCGUGUAGUUCAUUCCGCUACUAGUUGAGCAUGUAUACUACAACAUAUAUUCUUCUUGUAAUAAUAGGAGGAUGAGCAUUGUUGAGCGAGUUUUACCGAGUCUUGUAUUCUUGUAUCUAUUUUCCCAUCAAAUCAAAUGCAGCCAUGACUGAAAGUUCCUUCAGUUAAUAUGAUAUUAAUACCUAUAUCUUACAUGCACCCAUGAUGUACCAGAUAACAUGUGGGUCUUGUAUUUAUAUAUGUGCCUAUCUUUUACCCAGUCAAAUUAUAUGCAAUCAUUUACAACGA
Cajanus cajan (pigeon pea) is the source of this 1523-nucleotide messenger RNA. RefSeq names its product BIIDXI-like protein At5g11420. NCBI's taxonomy places the organism in Eukaryota, Viridiplantae, Streptophyta, Magnoliopsida, Fabales, Fabaceae. The record is from RefSeq and is a predicted model, not a curated record.